CAUGGACGUAAGUCUCAUUUUAAUUCAUGUUCCUGCAAUGUUAAUGAAGUUAGCGUGUUCUGCAGUGUGGCGUGCUAUGUUCCGGUAGUUUCACAUGCAAUUAUCACAAGUGCGUUAGACCAAAGAGGUUAGGUUUGCUUUCAGUGACAUUCCUUCUCUUCCGAGUGCUUGGACAGUCUAAUAUAAAGUGAUACUGCUUGUUGCACCUCCACUAACAGCAAUAGACGGAAGUGACGGAGCCCCUCUACGCCCAUACAGCGGUGCCUGACUUGUAAAACAUUAUAGUGGGGAAGAGCCUGCCAACACUGAUUUGGCCAAUGUGGCCAGCAGAACAUCUUCCCAUCCACCUAACUGUCCCUAACACACUGGCAAAAGUAUCUGUUUGACUAAAGCAGAACGGCUUCAGGUGAAGCAGGUGGACUGUGAGGAGACUGAUGAUGAGGAAAUAACACACCCAGUCACCUUUACCUCGGUUUGUUCAGCCACGGUGGCAGAACAGUAGGUCAUCAAUGGGGGAGGGGAUGAUCUGGCAAACUGCUAAGAAUGACAAAAAAAACCUUAGGAUGGUUUUGUGCACGACAGUGAUGUAACAAAGGAGCUAUUGUUGUUUUUUAACCCUUUUUGUUUUGUCUGACAGGAUUCGAAGUGAAACUGCCUCUCUAUGGUCUUUUGGGGGAACAGCUCUAAAUGUGGACAACCCUCAGUCCUCUAUGGGCUUCUAUGGUAUGUUGCUGCGUCAGGCUGUUUUCACAAAAGGGCCCUCUGCUCGUCAGGUAUAAAAAGGAAGGUUUCCAACAGGUAGAGAAGCAGUUCAGCUCCAAGUGCAGCACCACCAGCAUCACUUCUAGUGACAACACCAGGCAAAGAUGACCUCCAGCAGCAUGAAUAUGAUGGGCAAAAUCAUCUUCUAUGAGGAGAGGAACUUCCAGGGCCGCUCCUACGAGUGCAUGAACGACUGCCACGACAUGUCCUCCUACCUGAGCCGCUGCCACUCCUGUAGGGUGGAGAGGGGCUGCUUCAUGGUCUACGACCGCACCAACUUCAUGGGAAACCAGUACUUCAUGAGGAGGGGCGAGUACGCCGACUGCAUGGGCAUGAUGGGCAUGAGUGACUGCAUCAGGUCCUGCCGCAUGAUCUCCAUGCACAGGGGGUCCUACAGGAUGAGGAUCUACGAGAGGGAGAACUUCCAGGGACAGAUGUAUGAGAUGAUGGAGGACUGCGAUAACAUCAUGGACCGCUACAACAUGUCCAACUUCAUGUCCUGCCACGUGAUGGAAGGCCACUGGCUGAUGUACGAGCAGCCCCACUACAGAGGAAGGAUGGUGUACAUGAAGCCUGGAGAGUACAGAAACUUCAUGAACAUGGGCUGGAGCGGCAUGAGGUUCAUGAGCAUGAAGCGCAUCAUGGAUUCCUACUACUAG
Molecule: messenger RNA, 1421 nt
Organism: Micropterus salmoides (largemouth bass)
Lineage: Eukaryota; Metazoa; Chordata; Actinopteri; Centrarchiformes; Centrarchidae
Product: gamma-crystallin M2-like
Exons: 1
Coding region: 867-1421 (184 amino acids)
Biological process (GO): lens development in camera-type eye; visual perception
Molecular function (GO): structural constituent of eye lens
Source: RefSeq, a predicted model, not a curated record